UAGCGAAUGCAUCUCUUGAGUCACUCUCUUGCGUUUUGAGAAAAACCCAGUUUUUCACAGAGGAAUUAGUCCAGUCAUCUCUUCAAGAAGCUUUUUGUUGAAAACCAACCAACAAAUCGUUUAACUACAGAGUCUGUCAGCAGACAUUCAUCUGUGGAGAAUAGCUGCCGUCGGAAAGAGACGCUGAAAUUUAUCAGCUCUUUAUUCAGCGACAGCAAAUCAGUCGAAGUGCCAACAUGUCGACCAGAUCUACAGCAGGCAAUACCAGGAAAGUUACAUUUGGUCAGGCUUUGGGGACCAAGCCUGCACCGGUCCACCAACAUGAGGACGACCAGGAGAAAAAGGCUUUAAGAGAUGAAGUGAUGAGGUUGACUCAGAUUGUAGAAAAGCAGCAAACUGAGCAUGAAGACGACGUUGCUGUUCUGUAUGAUGAGCGGAUUAAGACAAACAAAGACCGUCGAGAUGCCAUCAGAAGGGCCGAUCAGCUGAAAGUAUCUCUGAUCGCAGAAAAGAACAAAACGAAAGAGAUUGAGAUCUGUUCGGCCAAGCAGAUGGAGGAAAUCUCUAAAUUGCAAGCUGCUCUGGUCAAAGUGGAGAGCAAUUUGGAGGAACAAAGACGGCAGUGGGAGCAGGAAAAACUCCGUCUUCUGACCAAGAACCAAGAAACAUCUGAGGUGGAACAGCUGAAAUAUCAGCUGCAGGAGCAGACAGUUAAGCAUGAAGAUCAGGUUGCUGCUCUGUAUAACCAGCUGAUCAGGAAAAACAAGGAGAGUCAAGAUGCCAUCAAAAGGGCCGAACAGUUGAAGGAAGACCUGACUGAGGAGAAAAACAGAGCAAAAGAGGCUGAGGACUGCUUAGCCCAGCAAAAAGAGGAGACAUCUAACCUACAGGCUGCUCUGGUCCUCAUGGAGAGAACUUUGGAGGACCAGCGACGGCAGUGGGAGCAGGAAAAAUCCCAUCUUCUGACCAAAGAACAAGAAAGAGAGCAGCUGGUGAAGCAGUUAGAGUCACAGAAAGCUGAGGCAGAACAGGAGAUAGCUGAUCUGCGUUUGGAGCAGCAGAAAAACAACCAAAGUCAUCAAGAUGCUGCAAGAAAAGUCAUUCAGAUGGAAAUUGCUCUGGUUGCUGAGAAGAUCAGAACAAAGGAGGCUGAGAACUGCUUGGCUGAGCAAGUGAAGGAAAGCUGUGAUAUAAAGGCUGCUUUGGUCAAACUAGAGAAAGACAUGGAGAGCCAAAGACGGCUCUGGGCCCAGGAAAAGUCCAGUCUUCUGACCGAGCAGCAGAAAGCUGUCAGUGAUGUGGAAGCUGCUAGGAAAGACGUUCUGGAGGUUCUGCAUGAUGAAAGGCAGGAGUGGCAAACAGAGAAGUCCUGCCUUCUAGAGAUGGUUGCAACAACAAAUGAGCUUCUGAAUGAGGCGGAGGUGAAGAGAAAAGCUUCAACACUGAACUUGAUAGAGAAACUGAAAAACCUGCAACAGGAGAUGGACAAAUUACAGGAAAGCAAACCCAAAAAGACAUCUUUCAGGAGAAAAAUUGCCAAACUCUUUAAAAGGUCCAAAAAGGCUCCAUCUCAGUCUGAAAACUAA
Molecule: messenger RNA, 1586 nt
Organism: Fundulus heteroclitus (mummichog)
Lineage: Eukaryota; Metazoa; Chordata; Actinopteri; Cyprinodontiformes; Fundulidae
Product: trichohyalin-like
Exons: 2
Coding region: 237-1586 (449 amino acids)
Source: RefSeq, a predicted model, not a curated record